AAAAAAAAUAUAUAUAUUUCAAAUCAAUAAAUUAACAAAAAUGGCAGAAUAUAGUUCUUACGAUAUUUUUGCUUUACUUAUUAGUAUAUUGCUUCCUCCUUUGGGAGUAUUAAUGAAAAGAGGUUUUCGUGGUGAUUUUUGGCUCAAUAUUCUUUUAACAAUCCUAGGGUGGCUUCCGGGAUUAUUCCAUGCAUUUUACGUAAUUUAUAAAUACCGGGAUGACCCAGCACAUGGAACGCAUGGAACGCAUGAAACUCAUGGAAAACAUGGAACGCAUGGAACGUAUGGAACGUAUGGAACACACGGAAAACAUGGAACACGUCCCCAGAAAAUAAUAAUUAAUUCAGAUAAUAAUACACCACCAAUGUCAAAUAAUCAACCACAAUCACAAUAUCACCACCAAUCACAAGAUAAACCAAAUUACCAACCAAAUUAUCAACCACAAUAUCAACAGCAGUACACUUCCCCAUCAACACCUCCGCGUCCAAUGAAUAAAGAUAAGGGUAAAGAUCCCUUUCAUGAUGAUAAUCAUGCAGGAACUUCUAACGAAAUUCCCCCCGCUUAUGGUGAUCACAAAAACGAUGAAUUAAGAGGGGAAUCAAAUCAAUAUUAUAGGGAUGAUAAGAAAGUCUAACAGAAAAACAUUUAUAAACAAUCAUUUAUUAGUUAAAAAAAUAUAUAUAUCAUAUAUAAUAUAUAAUUUAUUUUAAAUAUGUGUUAAUUAAUAUGUAUUUUUAACAUAAGCAUCUUAUUUAUGUCUUUUUUUUA
This is a messenger RNA of Rhizophagus irregularis DAOM 181602=DAOM 197198, 768 nucleotides long. RefSeq lists its product as uncharacterized. NCBI's taxonomy places the organism in Eukaryota, Fungi, Glomeromycota, Glomeromycetes, Glomerales, Glomeraceae. Gene Ontology annotation, cellular component: membrane. The record is from RefSeq and is a predicted model, not a curated record.